Molecule: messenger RNA, 1119 nt
Organism: Theobroma umbraticum
Lineage: Eukaryota; Viridiplantae; Streptophyta; Magnoliopsida; Malvales; Malvaceae
Source: RefSeq, a predicted model, not a curated record
AUGAUCAUUGACACAGCUGCUUUCAUUACUGCAAAGGAUCGGUGGCAACAAGAUGAGAUGGAUGACAUCGAGUUGGCUACUCAGCUAUCCCUUUUAGAUAACAGCGAUAAAGGAAAAGCUGUGCCUGAUGAUAUCGUGCACGAAGAUGAGGAUCUAGCCAAAGCAAUUGAAGAAAGUGUGAGAUCUUCAGUGCCACGAAGCUCUAGAAGAAACUCUGACAGACGCCAGUCCUAUCAAAUUAUUUGUGAUGUGUGUGAUGGAUCAAUUCCCAAGAAAGAAAUUUGCAAGCGUGAAUUCUGGAACCAGCAUUUUUGUCGCCGUCACGUAUCCGAUGGAACUCCGAUCUGCUGUGGUUGUAUGAGGCUUAAGGGAGCAAACACAGAGUAUAUCAACCUUGGUGACAUGAGAAACAUUUGCCCGGAUUGUUUUGCUACAUCAAUCACAAAUGCAAGGCAAAAGCAAUCUAUUCUAGAUAAUGUGAUUGAGUUUUUGAGGCUAAAAGAUGUGGAAUUCAAGGUACAUGUUCCUGUCUUCUUGGUGGAUAGAAGAGAGAUGAGGAGACAUACCAGGCGAGGAGUUAGCACUGGGAUGGAACAUAUACAGCCUAUUCAUCCAGACAGCGUGGUGUGGGGACUCACAAUGUUCAAUCCAGAUGAAAGUUAUGCUGAAAGUGUUGAAAGUCUUUCACGAAGUGGGAGGAAUAUUAGGGUGGAGCAGAGGAAGUACCUAUUAAAUCAUGACAGUCACAUAACAGUCCUUAUUUUAUUUGGUUUGCCAAAGAUCAUGACAGGUGCAAUCAUGGCCCAUGAAUUGAUGCAUGCUUGGUUUAGGCAAAUAGGUGUUUUCCACUUGGAACCAAAAGUGGAGGAAGGAAUAUGCCAAGUGGUAGCUCACGAGUGGUUGGACUGGUUCGUGGUGAUGGACGAGGAGGCCUCGUCUAGCAGAAGCGAGAAUGCUCAAUUCACUAGGAAUUUGAAGCACACGUUCAAGGAUUUAGUGGAAAUCGAUUCUUCCCAUGCUUACGGUGAAGGGUUUAGAGAUGCCAAAUGGGCAUUUGAAAAAUGGGGUCCUCAUAAAGUGAUUAAUCAUGUCGUCAAAUAUGGAACUCUCCCUCAAUAA